AUCUGGAAAAUUGAAGCUUUGGAGAAGAAAUGAGCUACUGGGUCAGUUUCGACUGAAAUCGAAAUAAGGAAUUCAGAUGGUUAAUGGAUGUGGAUUUCUGCGUUUUUGGAGUGUUGGAGGAGAGGAAGCUGCUGGGUUAAUUUCAGUUGAAACUGGAAAAGGUGUUUACAUGAUUGUUGAUGGUGAAUUGCAGUAAUUGGAAUUAACUUCCAAAUCUGGUAAAGAAGAAUCCUUCCUCACCCAAAACCUCUCUCUCUAAUCCUUCACCAUGAGCAGGUCAGGUCAGCCCCCGGAUCUGAAGUACAUGGACAAGAAGCUUCAAAUCAAGCUAAAUGCAAACCGAAUGAUUGUUGGAACCUUGCGUGGAUUUGACCAGUUCAUGAAUAUGGUGGUUGAUAACACUGUAGAAGUGAAUGGUGAUGAAAAGACUGACAUGGGCAUGGUGGUGAUCAGAGGAAACAGUGUGGUUACUGUUGAAGCACUUGAACCUGUGGCCAAAAUGCAGUAGUUUUUGUUUUAAAAAAAUUUAUCUGGAUGUAGGAUGCAAAGGGAAACUCUGUAACUUUGUUAUGAUGGUGAGGUGAAUUCUAUAUCACCCUUGCCACCAAGCAGAUUGUGAUGAAUGUAAUUCUGUCGUUCUA
Rosa rugosa (rugosa rose) is the source of this 641-nucleotide messenger RNA. RefSeq names its product probable small nuclear ribonucleoprotein G. Gene Ontology annotation, molecular function: RNA binding. Bases 269 to 508 code for a protein of 79 amino acids. Gene Ontology annotation, biological process: mRNA splicing, via spliceosome; spliceosomal snRNP assembly. Lineage: Eukaryota; Viridiplantae; Streptophyta; Magnoliopsida; Rosales; Rosaceae. The transcript has a single exon. The record is from RefSeq and is a predicted model, not a curated record. Gene Ontology annotation, cellular component: U12-type spliceosomal complex; U4 snRNP; catalytic step 2 spliceosome.